AUAAAAACAUUGCAGCAUAUGAGUAGAUAGAGUAGAUGGAGACCUGAAACGAGGUUCCAUCUAGAGAUAGGAAUAUCAAUCACGGAGUUUGCAAGCUUUCCGUCUCCGUCAUGGCGAUCCAGAAAAAUCUAAGACCAACAGAAAAUAUCGCGCUGCAUCAGUCAUAAAGUGCAGUCAAGGUACGCGUAAAGAGGGCCCGGGAACAACAAUAAUAGGGCAGACACGGAUGACUGAAAUCCAUGCCAUCGAGAAGGCGGCAAUCCAAUUCCCAGGAAUUUUCGCAAGAGGGUAACGAAUCCCCUUAUGGUGGUAAAGGCAGCAAUUAUGGAGCUUCUUCUCUCUUCCAUUAUGAAGUUUCCACCAAUAACUCCGCUGGAUACUACAAAAGGUUGCCGAAAGAGCGGAUGAGAAGCACCUGACUGAAUCUGAAUUAUUUAGCUUCCAUAUUCGCAGCCCCCCCUCCCCCUUUUGGAGUAGUCUCAACUCCUAAGCAACUGAAUUCCUCAGAUCCCAUGCUCACGGGGCCCUAUAUAAAAGGGCACGGGGGCAGAGGCAAAAUUUAAAACAACGCACCAUUUGUCACAAGCUCCAUUGCAUUUGAGCAUGACCUCGGAGCAAAUGAUGAAGGUAGCAGCGGAGUCGAGCCCCUGGUCGUCGCUCCAGAGGGUCGUAAUGGGGACUGCGAGGCUCAGGGGGCAGAAAGUUAGCACCUUGAGGUCGCGAUCUCAGGAAGCGGUGAACGAGCUAAUGCAAUCCAUUAUUGAGAGAGAAGGGGGAAAUGAGGCGUUUUAUGUUCUGGAUCUGGGUGUUGUGGUGGAUUUGUGGCAAAAAUGGCAGGAAGCCCUUCCGGGCGUCCGCCCUUUUUAUGCCGUGAAAUGCAAUCCAGAGCCUGUUCUGCUCUCCUCCCUGGCGACCCUCGGUGCGGGAUUCGACUGUGCCAGUCGGGCAGAGAUCGAAGCCGUGCUUUCCCUCGGCGUUGCCCCGGAUCGAAUUGUAUACGCAAAUCCCUGCAAGGCGGAAACCCAACUCAAAUAUGCUGCCAAAGUGGGUGUAAAUUUGACGACUUUCGACUCCAAGGAAGAGGUCGAGAAGAUCCGGAGCUCACAUCCGAGCUGCGAGGUGCUUUUAAGGGUGAAAGCCCAGGAAGACGGCGGUGCUCGAUGCCCAUUAGGGGCGAAAUACGGAGCCCUAGCUGAUGAAGUCGGGCCUCUGCUUCAGGCGGCUCAGCGGGCGGGUCUGAUAGUCGCCGGCGUUUCGUUUCAUGUCGGCAGUGGUGCAGAGCACGCCAGGGCUUACACAGGCGCCAUUAGCACCGUCAAGAAUGUUUUCGAGACUGCAUCAAGUUUAGGGCUUCCCAGGCUUCGAAUUGUUAACAUUGGGGGCGGUUUUACAGCAGGUCCGCGAUUUACAGAGGCUUCUGCCGCCGUUCGAGGUGCCAUGAAUGCCUAUUUCUCUGGCGAGUCGUCGGGAAUUUCUGUUAUUGCUGAGCCGGGGCGUUAUUUUGCAGAGUCGGCGUUUUCUCUGGCGACCAACAUUAUUGGGAAGCGGGUGAGAGGAGACCUUAGGGAGUACUGGAUCAAUGAUGGGAUUUAUGGCUCCAUGAAUUGUCUUCUUUAUGAUCACGCUGUUAUAACUGCGCUGCCCCUGGCUUGCAUGUCCCGCCGACUUAAUCCUUCCUGUCAUGGCCUGCCCAAGUAUCGGUCGACUGUGUUUGGGCCGACUUGUGAUGCUCUGGAUACUGUUCUUACUGACCAUUGGCUUCCUGAGCUUCAAGUGGGUGACUGGUUGGUUUUUCCUAACAUGGGUGCUUAUACUGCUGCUGCUGGCUCUAGCUUCAAUGGGUUUUCAACUUCUGCUAUAUGCACUUAUUGUGCAGUUUCUUAUUACUAAGAGAGUUCAGCAUUCACCAAUCCUUUCUAACCUUUGAGACCAAGUGUACGAAGUAGUAGUGCCUGGUGGUAGGCUAUCUCUUUGUUAGAACACUUGGUCGUAUGUUUUUAUUUGGCUUAAUGCUAUUAACAGCUUCUCAUGUUUCUCAA
Cryptomeria japonica (Japanese cedar) is the source of this 2039-nucleotide messenger RNA. RefSeq names its product ornithine decarboxylase. The record is from RefSeq and is a predicted model, not a curated record. The transcript has a single exon. Bases 604 to 1890 code for a protein of 428 amino acids. NCBI's taxonomy places the organism in Eukaryota, Viridiplantae, Streptophyta, Pinopsida, Cupressales, Cupressaceae. Gene Ontology annotation, cellular component: cytoplasm. Gene Ontology annotation, molecular function: ornithine decarboxylase activity.